Stylophora pistillata is the source of this 1351-nucleotide messenger RNA. RefSeq lists its product as uncharacterized. Gene Ontology annotation, molecular function: glycosyltransferase activity; protein binding. Lineage: Eukaryota; Metazoa; Cnidaria; Anthozoa; Scleractinia; Pocilloporidae. The record is from RefSeq and is a predicted model, not a curated record.
UUUGUGCUUUUUUUAAUGUCCUCCAUAAUAGCAUUAGAGAACGCCAUGUAUCCGACCAUUAGAUCAGGACUGGCGAAGUUUGAUGUCAGUUUACCCGAGGAACUACAGAGCUAUGUCAGCUACUUAUUCAAUGAGUCAGCCAAACUUGGCUUUCGCAAGCGAGCACUCCAUUCCCUUAGUUCCGUGGAGGAAUUACGAGAAGCAAUGGAUAAGUACAAAUUGAAAACAUUCCUUAGAAUUCACAUCACAGAAGGUGCAUGGCAGGUGGCGCUGCUGUUUAUGGAUGAACUUCCUUCAGAUGAACUGCCACGUGACUGGUUUGUUGACGCGUGGUACCGGUGGGAGGAGGAGGAGGAGAUGAUUGGUUCAUCGUUGUACAGUUCGACGUCAGGCAUUUUGAAGGCGUGGCCAACAGAGUACGACCCUGAUUUGGUAACAUUGUGUAAAGCGAUCACCGACAGGUUCUGGAAAGUAACCAGAUUAAUCCUUUUUGGGAGUUGGAUAUCUGAAGAAGGUUUGAAGAACUUGGGUACAGCUCUUACUCAGGGUAAACUUUAUAGCUUGACACUCUGUCGCAGUGGUUUACAAAGUCAGAGAUUAGAACACCUCUGCGAAGCGCUGACCAGUGUCAACUGCAAUUUAACCAGUUUGAACUUCUCUGACAAUCGGUUAGGAGAUGAAGAAAUAAUGCGCUUGAGUAACGUGCUCACUAGUGUCAACUGCAAGUUAACCAGUUUGAACGUCUCUGACAAUGAGUUAGGAGAUGAAGGAACAAUGCGCUUGUGUAACGUGCUCACCAGUGUCAACUGCAAGUUAACCAGUUUGAACGUCAGUGGGAAUUACUGUGGAAGUGAAGGAUUAAAUCACUUGUGUGACGCACUGGUCAGCACUAACUGCACAUUAACCAGCUUAAACGUUAGUAGCAAUAGGUUUAGGGAUGAAGACAUAAUGGACUUGUUUACUGUUCUGACCAGCACUAACUGCACCUUAACCAGCUUAGACGUCAGUUGGAGUGAAGCAGGAGACAGAGCAGUAAAGGAAUUAGCUAGAGCUUUAACUAGCAAGAACUGUGUAUUAACGAGUUUAGACAUCAGUCGCAGUGAAAUAGGAGAUGAAGGAAUAAAGUACUUGUGCAAAGCCUUAACUGAUCCCAACUGCAAACUGAGGAGCCUGGACCUCAGAGAGAAUUGGAAGGUAACAGACGUGGGAAAACAGUGUUUGUCUGAAGCGAUAACUGGCACUGACUGGGAAGUUAGAGAAGGCCUGUCACUUUUCCGUUCCAUUAAGUCAGAGGCAUAGAGCUUGGAUAGGCUCCUCUUGCUACUUAUCGCCUAUCACUUAACAAUUUCAU